This is a messenger RNA of Diatraea saccharalis (sugarcane borer), 2019 nucleotides long. The record is from the annotation of a GenBank genome assembly. NCBI's taxonomy places the organism in Eukaryota, Metazoa, Arthropoda, Insecta, Lepidoptera, Crambidae.
AUGUGCCACAAGAGAAUCCCCGGAGAAAUAUUACUGCAAUCCAAUCAAGCCGUUGAUCCUUACAUUUAUUCGCCAAGUGCAAUUAUUUUCGGCUCUGAUCAAGAAGUUGCUGGUGUGAUGAGAGCAGUAGAACGAGGUAACGCCACCAGCCUGUUCAGCUGGGUUGGAUCCGACGGUUGGAGCGCACGGACCCUAGUAUCCGAUGGGAACGAGAGGGCAGUAGAAGGCACUAUUAGCGUACAGCCCCAAGCAAACGACGUGAGAGGCUUCACGGAAUAUUUUCUAGGACUAAAUGUGAAAAAUAAUCGAAGAAACCCCUGGUUUAUCGAGUUAUGGGAGGCACAGUUCCAGUGCCGUUAUCCCGGCAGCCCUCGCACUCCAUACAACGGUCAUUUCGAGCGCGCCUGCUCCGGCCACGAGCGACUCACAGUAGACAACACGGAGUUCGAGAGGCAGCUGCAGUUCGUGUCCGACGCUGUCCUGGCCUUCGCUUAUGCUAUACGCAACGGUGAUGGCCCUGCGAGAUACAACAUAUUACACUUCAAACAGGUCCAACAGAACGUCUAUAGAUGGGUUAAUGUUGGCCAGUACUUGGACGGGGAACUGCAAUUGGAUUUAGAUAAUAUUCAGUUCAAAUGGUAUGAGCGACGUCCGCCAGAGUCUGUCUGCAGCGCAGAGUGUGAGCUGGGACAGGCUAAACAGUACGUGGAAGGUGAAAGCUGCUGUUGGCAUUGCUUCAACUGCACGCAGUACGAGAUCCGGUCGCCGUUCGUGGAGACGGCGUGCAUGGUGUGCCCGCGGGGCGCGCUCCCGGACGCCACGCGCACGCACUGCCGGCCCAUCCCCGAGGCGUACCUGCGCCCCGACUCCGCCUGGGCCAUCGGCGCCAUGUCCUUCUCUUCCGUCGGGAUACUGCUUACAGCAUUUGUGUGCGGUGUUUGGGUGCGACAUAGUUCAACGCCAGUGGUGCGUGCGAGUGGGAGGGAGCUGUCUUACGUCCUGCUCGCCGGUAUUCUCAUGUGUUACCUGGUCACCUUCGCCCUUGUGUUCGGCACAGGCUUCUGUUUCACAGUGGUCUAUGCUGCCCUCUUGACCAAAACUAAUAGGAUAUCAAGAAUCUUCAACGCGAGCAAACACUCCGCGAAGAGACCAAUACUGAUCUCGCCGAGUUCACAACUGGCCAUUUGUGCUGCCUUGGUGUCUAUCCAGUACCCGGCUAAUCACUUUGCCCAUCUAAUAUUUAAUAUUCGUGAGUUACAGUUUUAGUUACCUUUAAAUAAAUGUUAUAUUAUAUGUAUAUUCAGUAGAUCUGAGAAUAGGUCAUUUUCUAUUUUUGUUUUUUUGUUUAAGUUAAAGGGGGUUGAUCUCCCCCUUUUAUAGGGCAAAACAAAUUUUGUCGGGUCAGCUAGUACUAUAUAAUCUCUCACAAAAAGGCUACACAUCAGUUAUCGUGUGAGCUUUAUUCCGCAGGUGCUAAUAGUGGUGGUGUGGAUGAUAGUGGCCCCUGCACGCGCCAUGUUCCACUAUCCCACCAGAGAGGACAACAUGUUGGUGUGCGACUCGUACGUGGACGCGUCCUACAUGAUCGCCUUCUUUUACCCCAUCGUCCUCAUACUCGUGUGCACAGUUUACGCCGUCCUCACCAGGAAAAUACCAGAGGCUUUCAAUGAGAGCAAGCAUAUCGGUUGGUAUCAUAUAAUUAUGUUUCAUCAUCGGUCAUUUUACGUCCUCACUGUAAAGGCUCAGACCUUCCUUGUGGAUAGUUAAGGAGGAUGGACCAUAACCCUCCACUUACUUACUCUGCGCGCUAGCCCAAUGCGAAUUGGAUGGUAUUAACGACUGAAAAUUUAGCCGGGGCCAGCAAGUUAACAUGCCUUACGAAGCUUAACAUAAUAAUUUUUUGGUCAUCCAGCCCGUGACCAAUAACCGAGCUAAGCUACAAAAUUUUUAUUUACUUGAUACAAAUUAGCAAACUUUCUAGAGACCUUUAUUGCGGAAACAUUACAAUUGGCUACUUGA